This is a messenger RNA of Apus apus (common swift), 2028 nucleotides long. Its product is annotated as guanylate-binding protein 1-like. The transcript is spliced from 11 exons. The record is from RefSeq and is a predicted model, not a curated record. Gene Ontology annotation, molecular function: GTP binding; GTPase activity. Lineage: Eukaryota; Metazoa; Chordata; Aves; Apodiformes; Apodidae. Bases 121 to 1971 code for a protein of 616 amino acids.
AUAGGAGGAGAGGGGCUGGCUCCUCUGACACGGGACAAAAGGCAGGGCAGGAGCCGGCUGCACAGAGCUGUUGCAGCCCAGGGAAGGUGACAAAGACAGCGGCCGCCUUUCCCGUCAGCAAUGGCAUCCACAGUCCACAUGCCAGCGCCUGUCUGCCUCAUUGAGAACAGCCCGACAAAGGGGCUGAUGGUCCAGAGGGAGGCCCUGCAGCUGCUGUCCAAGGUCAGCCAGCCUGUGGUGGUGGUGGCCAUCACAGGGCCGUACCGCACGGGCAAGUCCUACCUCAUGAACAGGCUGGCUGGUGAGAGAAGAGGCUUCUCCUUGGGCUCCAGCGUGCAGUCCCAGACCAAAGGUAUCUGGAUGUGGUGUGUACGUCACCCCCGCCGGCCUGGACACACUCUGGUGCUGCUGGACAGUGAAGGGCUGAGUGACGCAAAGAAGAGUGACACCAAGAACGACACGUGGAUCUUUGUGCUGACCGUGCUGCUCUCCAGCACCAUGAUCUACAACAGCAAAGGCACCAUUGACCAGAACGCCAUGGACCAGCUGCACUACGUGACAAAGCUGACUGAGCGCAUCAAGUUGAAAGCAGCACCCAAGAAGAGUGAAGAUGAGCUGGAGGAUUCCGACAAAUUUGUCGGCUUCUUCCCGACUUUUGUCUGGGCUGUCCGGGAUUUCACACUGCAGCUGCAGGUGGAUGGGGAGGAAAUCUCUGAGGAUGGAUACUUGGAGGACAUUCUGAAGCUCAAGGCUGGCAGCAGCCCCGAGACCCAGCUCUACAACCAUCCCCGGGAAUGCAUCCGCCAGUUCUUUCCGGAACGCAAGUGCUUUGUUUUUGACCAACCAGCUGGGAGGAGGAAACUGCCCCUCUUGGAGGAACUUCCGGAUGAUGAGCUGGAUCCUGAUUUCCAGCAGCAGGUAGAGAAGUUCUGCAGCUACAUCUGGGAGAAGUCUCCGCCUAAGACCGUCCCAGGUGGCCACAUCGUAACUGGGAACCUGCUGGGGAAACUGGCAGAGACCUACCUGGAGGUCAUCCGGAGCGGGGCAGUGCCAUGCCUGGAGAGCGCGGUGUUUGUCCUGGCCAAGGCUGAGAACGCGGCGGCGGUGGAGGAGGCUGUGAGGUUGUACCAGGAGCUGAUGGAGCAGCGGGCGAAGCUGCCAACGGAGACUCUUGAGCAGCUGCUGGAGCUGCAUGCCCAGUGUGAGCGGGAGGCCCUGGAGCUGUUCAUGGCACGGGCAUUCAAGGAGGACAUCGAGCACGCCCAGAUCGAGCUCGCGCGCCGGGUCGAGGCCAUCAAGGUGAAGUUCUCCAUGGACAACGAGCAGGCAUCCCAGGACAAGUGUGAGGCUGCUCUCACGGACCUCUCCCAAGCCCUGGACAAACGAGUCCGUGAUGGUGUCUACAGCGUGUCAGGGGGUUACGAGCAGUUCAGAGGAGACCAGCAGGCAGUGGUGGAGAAGUACAGGGAUCUGCCUGGCAAGGGAGUGAAGGCUGAUGCUGUCCUGCUGCAGUUCCUCCAAAGGACACAGACUCUGGCCCAACACAUCCGCAACACAGACCGCUCCCUGACAGAGAAGGACAAGGAGAUGAAAAGUGCACAAGAGCAGAAUGAGAGAGCUGAGCAGGAGAGGGAAGUCCAGAGGAAGAAGGAGGCUGAAGAGAAGCAGAAGUUGCAGGACCAGCUACGCAAAACCAACGAGCAUGAGCGUCAGCUGAGAAAGAAGCUGGAGGAUUCCUACAAGAAGCAGCUGGAGGAGCAGGAGAAGAUAAUCAGACAUAAAUUAGAGGAGGAGAUGGCAUUGAGACAAGAGGGCUUCUCUGACAGAGCUGACCACAUGAGCCAGGUGACCCGUAGGCUGGAGGAGGAAAAAGGCAGCAUCUGGAAUACUUUAUUGUCUGUGGUUGAAACAUUUGUACCCCUUGUGAAAGUCGUGAGAAUGGGCAUAUCUGCCCUUUCAAAACUCUUUUGAAGAUUUCCUUAUGGCCCCAGGGGUUAACACAGUAAGAGAGCUGUUUGGUGUCCCUAC